This is a messenger RNA of Onychostoma macrolepis, 5989 nucleotides long. It is a transcript of the gene ctdsp1, whose product is annotated as CTD (carboxy-terminal domain, RNA polymerase II, polypeptide A) small phosphatase 1. The record is from RefSeq and is a predicted model, not a curated record. The transcript has 6 exons. Lineage: Eukaryota; Metazoa; Chordata; Actinopteri; Cypriniformes; Cyprinidae. The coding region runs from base 27 to 3902 and encodes 1291 amino acids. Gene Ontology annotation, molecular function: RNA polymerase II CTD heptapeptide repeat phosphatase activity.
UUCAGUGGAGUCUCAACCCCUCUGUCAUGUCAACGUGCACAUUGCUGCUGGUGUCUCAGGCAGGCUGUGGGCUCAACGAAUCCCUUCAGCCUUGCGAGCCUGCUCUGCAAACGCAGAUUUCUGACUCUACUUGUAGGCUCUCUGGAGAAAGCAAACCUAUGGGAGAAUGUUUGGAGUGUUUCCCUUCUUCUGACCUUUGCCAGUGUUUUGGAGAACGGAUGUCGUUUGUCGAAAGCAACUUUACUAAAUACUUGGAAUCCUCUGCCUUUUUUAAAAGCGAGCACUCCGAAGUAAACAUGCCCGCUGAACUGUGCUUUGGCCAUUCUGAGGUCUCUGGACAAGGAGAUCCUAAAAAGGAAAACCAGUCUUUGGAACGUGCUGCAGAAUUGAGCACAGAACAAGAAGCACUUAUUGAAUCCACUACACACCAAAACGCCAUCGAGAUGAACGAGGCUGAUGGACUUUGCAUUGAAAACGGUCAAAUCAGUGGUGAAUUUUCAGAGCAUUCUUGUUCUUCUGGAUACAGCUCUUUUUUGGACAGCUGCUCUGAGCAUAGUGAGUAUUUUGAAAUUAGCAGUUCUUCAGCUGACUUGGUUGAAAUGAGCCAGAAUGAUGAAUUUAGCAUUGCAUUUGAGCCAAGUGAUCAAAGUGAGAUUUCUGAACAUGAUGCUGAACAGUUAACUUUAUCCGAGAUGAGCCUAGAUGAUUGUGAGUCUUUUCAACAAGAUGAUGCAGAACAGAUAAUUUUAUCUGAGGUGAGACCAGGUAAUUGUGACUCUUUUGAACAACAUGAUGCAGUACAGUUAAACUCAUCAGAGAUGAGCUCAGACCUUUGUGAGUUUAUUCCACAAGGUGAUGCAGAAUCAGUAACUUCAUCUGAGUUUAGCCCGGACUGUUUUCAACAAGAUAAUGCAGAAGAAAUCAAUUCAUCUGAGUUGAGCUUAGACGAUUGUGAAUCUGUACCUCAAGAUGAUGCAGAACAAGCAACUGAGGGAGAUCUUUGUGGUUCUUUUCUGCAAGUUGAUGUUGAGUCCUCACAAUUAGAUCCUUCAUAUCAUGAUACGCUUUCUGAAUACGAUGCAGAAUAUCACGACCAGCACAGCGAGUGUGAAAACAGCAGUUCUGAAGACAACUUUUUUGAUCUAAACAGUGUAGUUGAACUAGAUUCUGAAGACUGCGAGACAUCUAAACAGUCCGAGCCUAACAAUCAAAACAAGCUUGAUAAAUACCAUGCCACACAUUUUGAAUCCCCUGAACUGUGUCAGGACUCUAAAGAAAGUAAGCCAUCUGACCACUGUGUGUCCCUUGAGCACACGCAGCUUACUGGGCAAAUGGACACCACUGAUGACAGAGUUCUGCUAAACAGCCUCGAUGAUUGCACUUGUUCGUCUGAGAACUUUAAUUGUAGUUGGACCUUUGACUCCCCAACUGAAGGGCAUCAAGACUGUAACCGACUCUCUGAGCACAGCGAAUCCUCUGUAUGUUUUAAGGUUUUAGAACAAUGCACAAGCUGUGGAGCGUACUUUGAGAAAUGUGAUGUCCGUGAACAAUGUACUCCCUCUGUGCCCACUGACCAUUCUGAGGGCCCACAUCAAAGCAGACUUGCAGAAAAAUGCCCAGAGUCUUCAAGAACACAUAGCUCUGUCUUUCACAACCCUGAAAUAACCAAAGAAAAUCUGCCCAAUCAUAGCAGAAAAACUGAGGUUAGGAAACCAUCUCAGUCCGAUGCCAUGUUUUCUGGAUCAAUGGAAACCUUUGAGGCUCGGUGGCUUUCUCAAUUUCUUACUGAUCUUUUGAGGCAUAAGGAGAAUUCAAGUCCUGCUGCUGAAAUCAGUGAGUCAAAUGGAGAAGCAGAAAUCCCUGAAGUUGUAGAUUCUGAGCCUGAAGUUCAAGCUUGGGACAACUGUAGGAAGCUCUGUAGAAAUUGCGAUGAGUUGGAGAAGGGGAAAUGUUGUAAUGAUGAAACUCUUCAAUCUUCUCAACUUGCUGAUGAUGAGGAGGUAAACUUUGAACACCACUCAGAUGUGGACAUCUCCCUGGAUGCGGUGACUGCAGCAGGUUCUUCAGAUGAAUCUGAAGAGGAGGAGUAUGGUGACUGCAUGGAUGGUAAAAGUCAAGGUAGCUCUGAAACUGAAUCGUUCACAAGUUUUGUUGAGUCUGAAUCAUUUGAAAUCUUCUCAGAUCAACCAUGUGAUAAGGAAAACCUUCUUGAAGAGUACGAUGAGUCCUUGAUUCAAAUUCUACAGCCAGAAGAGUACCCUGAUGAAGGUAACGCUGAGAAUUUUGGUAUGUAUACACAGGAAGGUUUAGAUGCUUGUGAGGAAGAAUGUGAGAUUGAUUCUGAGCAACAAGUGACAGGAAAGAAAUGCAGUAAAACGUAUGCUGAAGCUGUAGCUGUUGGACUCCCAGUUGAGUCGUGUCAAAUCCAUGAACGCUCCAAACCAGAUGAGGUCCAUGAAACUGAAGAUUAUGGGCCUGGUUUUAUGGAUGAAUGCUUCUCGUUGUAUUCUGAGAGCAAGGAUGAUGAACUUUGCUACAGAAAUGGAGAGGUCGCUGAACCCCUUGUUGAUAGGCAAGUAUCCUAUGUUACAGCUGGUGAAGGUUGUGGACUUGAAGAAGUGGUUGAAAAUGCUUUUGACAGUGUAUCUGGAGAUUCCACAGAAUUGUGUGCUGUGAAGGACACAUUUCAAGGAGCUGAUACUUUGGAAUCACCUGUUGAAGAAAGUACAUUGUUGGAAAAUGAAGUCAGUCAGGAUUUAAUUGAAAAUGACAGUUAUGAGAACACGGAAAACGUACAAGAUCUCAGUUCUGUGGUUGAAAUCGAUGCAAACAAGGAGACACACUCUGACUUUGAUGAAACUGAGGGGGCUCAUGGACCGUGUUGUGGAGAGAUUGAAACUACUGAAGAUGAAGAAACAACCCUGUUUGACUUUGAGGAUGUUGUGGGAUGUUCUGAGGAAUGUGACGAAGGUAGAGAGACCCCAACUGCUGAUCAACUGGUGUCUUGCGCCUUUGAGGAGCAGUCAAACACAGAGACUGGCACUCUUUGGGUAUCAGAUGGUCAGCAAGACGUCAAUACCGAGCCAAAAGACACCUCUGGGCUCCUUCAUCCUCCUGGAACAGAUGGUCUGUCUGAGAAGAACCAGAAACAUGAAAAAUUAGAGGAACUUAUACAUCAAGUUGCAAGAAGUGAAGCAUCUGAUCAAGACACGUUAUUUAGGUCUGACCAAAAAAACAGUGAACAGAGUCAUUCUUAUGAGGAGAGUGAUGUAUCUGAAGAUGAAGAGUACCCAGAGGACUGUGAUUGUGAAUUCUGUCUUCCACCCAUAGAUCAGGUCCCAGCCAAACCACUUCUUCCACAGAUAAAGUCUAAAGAUGUAGGGAAGAUCUGUGUAGUCAUUGAUCUGGAUGAAACACUAGUCCACAGUUCAUUCAAGCCGGUAAACAAUGCUGACUUUAUCAUUCCAGUGGAAAUUGAUGGGACAGUACAUCAGGUGUAUGUGUUGAAGAGACCUCAUGUUGAUGAGUUCCUCAAACGGAUGGGCGAACUGUUCGAGUGCGUGUUAUUCACUGCAAGCUUAGCCAAGUAUGCUGAUCCCGUCUCGGAUCUGCUGGACAAAUGGGGAGCUUUCCGAAGCCGUCUUUUCCGGGAAUCUUGUGUGUUCCACCGUGGAAAUUAUGUCAAGGACCUAAGCCGUCUAGGCAGGGAUCUCAACAAAGUCAUCAUUGUGGACAAUUCGCCAGCCUCCUACAUCUUCCACCCAGACAAUGCUGUACCUGUAGCCUCCUGGUUUGAUGACAUGUCUGACACAGAGCUGCUGGAUCUCAUCCCUUUCUUCGAGAGACUGAGUAAAGUGGAUAAUGUCUACACUGUGCUGAAGCAGCAGAGGACUACUAGCUAGCACGACACUAAGGGCAGCUGUCACUAUGGGGCCAGGGAGGCUGCUGGGUUCGGAGCACCACACUGCUUCCCCUAACAGGACCAGCCAUUAGCUCAGUCCUCAUCACCUACCCAGAAUUCCAUUCACAUGAUGUUUGAUAGAGAAAAAGUCGUCGAAUGACAGAACUGUGAAGGACUGCUUUAGCUAUUAUGUGCUUAAAAUAAGAAGCUGAUUGUUUUAACACUCAAUUGCGUGAAUCUCAGGAAAGCGAGCAAGAGCAUAUUUCACCCUGAAGUCAAACAAUAGAAAUUAUAUUUUGCUUAUGAAAAUGAAAGAGAUUUUUUUUUUUUUUUUUGCCCGUGUGACAUUUUGACAACUAAGCACAUUCCCUCGAAAUUUUGCCAUAAUGCAAAAAUGCAAACUUAUAUUUACUGUAAUGUGUAAAAGAAAAAAAAAAUAUAUGUAUUAUUUAAAUUGUAUUGUAUUUAUACAUUAUGGUUGUAUUUGUUGUAUUGCCUUUAAUUUAUGCUUGUUUAUGCAAAAAGUACUGUAUUACAGUAAUCUAAUGAAAAUCACCAUUGUGAAUAAUAAUGGAAAAUUACAAAAAGAAAAAACAAAACAAAAGCAAAAUAUUCAGAUGUAUUAUGGUAAUAAUGAGGGACAAAUUGCUUAAUUGUCAAAAUUAAUUUUGCAAUGCAAAAAAAAAAAAAAAGUCAAAGUACGCUUUUUUUUUAAUUAUGCAAAUAAUAUUUUGUAUUUAUUUUACUCUUGAUUUUAGGGGGAAAUGUGGCCUAUGUAUGUCUUUGUGCGAUUCACUCAAAAAUGUGUUACUCCUUUGCAACUCUUUCAUUUUCAUGGUUGAGGGAAGCCCUGUUAAAAUGAAAAAAGUUGAUUGUCCUCUUUGGUUGGUUAUUUGAGGAGAUCGGUUCAAGAUCUCAAGUAAGGACAAAACCAUAAAUGGCAAUCACAUGGAAUAAUAUGCCGUCUUUUCUUUUAAUCUAGCCAGCUUUAUUGGACUCUAAAACAAGCAUUCAUCCAAAAAUCAUGUUUUUUUUUUUUGUUUUUUUUUCCUCCUCCAAUUUCUAAAUCAGAUAAGAAAGACUCAUGAUGCAAUCAGCCAGCACUUGAAAUUCAAGUUUCACAAAGCAACAGAUGUAAGCAAAGGGAAAUUGGUCUGGCACUUGUUGUGUCACACGGCCUGUUUUCACUCCGAAGGUUAAACUAAUGCACCUUUUGAAUCAUAUACAGUAUGCUUUAUUUUGUCUAAUGUGAGGCCAUUCACCGUGGCCUUAAAAUUACUGUAGCAAAAAUUUGUCAGACAAUAUCAAAGUGGUCUUAUUUACAAAAUCAGUUUGUCUGAUACUGUGUAGUUUUAAAUUCAUAACAGUAUGCCAUUUGUGUGUUUAUAUUAAUCAAAACGAGUAAAGAAUACUGGAAUCGAAUCUUGAUUUGUCAAUGGAAACAGAUGUUCGACUUGUAAUGCCUUAACUCUCCAUUAGAUCACUAAGCUGUCAGAUGGUUCAUUGAGAAAGUGAUUUUGGCAUUGCUGUAAGCAUGCCGUACCGUGGACUGGAGAGCCCCUGUUAAUGUGCAGUUGACGUGCCUUCUUGUUAGUUGCCAUUUAAUAUGGAUGGUUUUCCUUAUGGGGAUCGUAUACUUGCUCAGCACUAUCUGAGUUGAUUGUUUUGCAAGUGCCAAUAUUGAUGUUUCGAGAUAUAACGGUGAUGUUCAUGUGUCCGGGAGAGAGUGGAAAGGUGAUGUUAUGGUUUUUAAUACUGGUGUUUUGUCCAUUUGUCAGUGUUUGACUUUUUAAAUAGAUUUGGUGAUGGUGAAACAUUUGCCAUCCCUAUAUUUGUGAUAUUAAUGAAAAUAGUGCUGUGCCAUGGAGAAAAAAAGAUUUUUGUUAUUCAUAAAAGUUUAAAGAGCAGCUUGAGUGUUAUUUGAUUCUUCAAAAGCACAACUGAUUUUUCUCUUUUGUACUUGAAUCAAACCCUGUAUUUUAUUCUGGUAUUAUUUCCAGUAGUAUUGGAUGUUCAGUUGCAUGGUUUGUGUAUACGUUAUUUGGGUUGUCUUCUACAAAUGCGUUAACAUAAAUCAUUAUGAAAGUU